CCUUAACUUUGUGCCUACGGUUUUCCCUUAUCGCUUCCUCAGUUUAGCAAUAUUAUCCAAUUGCUUCCCCUCUCUAUAUAGUCACCUUCAUUUCAGUUGCUCUCUCAAUCCAAAACCACACUACAAAUAUCAAAUAUACCAACCACCAACUCGCUUAUAUUUUUGUUCAUCUAAAAAGCAAGAAGAGUUGUUAUAUAUAGAAGAUGAGUUCAGGAAGCAGAACUUGGGGUGUGGCAGCUAGUGUUGGAGUUGUAGAGGCCUUGAAGGACCAGGGCUUGUGCAGGUGGAAUAGUGUUUUAAGAUCUGCACAACAUCAACUUAAGAACCAUGUGAGAUCUUUGUCUCAGGCAAAGAAGGUUUCUUCCUCUUCUUUUUCUAACGUUUCCAGCAGAUUAAAGGAAGAGGGUGUAAAGCAAUCAGAAGAGUCCUUCAGGACAGUCAUGUACUUAAGCUGUUGGGGUCCCAAUUAGAUAUUCUCAUGGUCAUGUAAAUUUUGAUAAAUGAAAAUCAAAGUUUUGAGCAAUUCCA
Cajanus cajan (pigeon pea) is the source of this 528-nucleotide messenger RNA. RefSeq lists its product as uncharacterized. Lineage: Eukaryota; Viridiplantae; Streptophyta; Magnoliopsida; Fabales; Fabaceae. The record is from RefSeq and is a predicted model, not a curated record.